Medicago truncatula (barrel medic) is the source of this 902-nucleotide messenger RNA. RefSeq names its product mitochondrial fission 1 protein A. Bases 141 to 644 code for a protein of 167 amino acids. Gene Ontology annotation, cellular component: mitochondrial outer membrane; peroxisomal membrane. Gene Ontology annotation, biological process: peroxisome fission; autophagy of mitochondrion; mitochondrial fission. The record is from RefSeq and is a predicted model, not a curated record. NCBI's taxonomy places the organism in Eukaryota, Viridiplantae, Streptophyta, Magnoliopsida, Fabales, Fabaceae. Gene Ontology annotation, molecular function: protein binding. The transcript has 5 exons.
ACCUCUAAAAAGAAAAGUAUAGAAAUGGUGUGAAUAUCCAAAACACACAACAACAACAAAAAAAAAAAAAAACAAUCUUACAAAAAAACAAGAAAUACAGUUAACUUUUCCGUUGAGUUGCAGGCUGAUAGUAACCGUCGAUGGAGGCUAAAAUCGGAAGCAUCUUUGAAUCCCUCGGAAACUUCUUUACCGGCGGCGAUCAGAUCCCUUGGUGUGAUCGUGAUGUCAUCUCUGGCUGUGAAAGAGAAGUUGGAGAGGCUUCUAAUGGUGACUCUGAUGAGCGGAAGAAUGAGAGCAUAAUGAGGUUGUCUUGGGCACUUGUUCAUUCAAGGCAACAAGAAGAUAUUCACCGUGGGAUCGCCAUGCUUGAAACUUCUUUGGGCAAUGAUAGAAGUCCUUUGCAUCAAAGAGAGAAGCUUUAUCUUCUUGCUGUUGGGUACUACAGGGCUACUGAUUAUCCUAGGAGUCGGCAGCUUCUGGAGCAAUGUUUGGAGAUUGCACCUGAUUGGAGGCAGGCACUGUCCCUCAAGAAAACAGUCGAAGAACGAAUUGCAAAGGAUGGUGUAAUAGGAAUUGGCAUCACUGCAACAGCUGCGGGGCUUUUAGUUGGUGUCAUUGCUGCAGCAUUGGCCCGAAAGAAUUGAAUCUAUACAUGCUUGGAUAAUUGGUCUUUGCUUAUUUUACUUUGAUCAGUAAACAUUUUGAUGUCAACAGGAAAUGAUCCUUAUUUGACAACUGCAGUUUUUAAUAUUUUUUUAUUUGUUAGGAGAGUUUUUACCGCACAUACAUAAGUGAAAAUACUUUAUUUUUCCCGUAUGUAAAAAAACAAAUGUGAGAAUGCUUGUUUAUUAUGAGAAAUGAUAAUAUUUAAUAAUAGCCAUUAAACUAAAAUUAUCUGUUCA